This is a messenger RNA of Rotaria sordida, 627 nucleotides long. The record is from the annotation of a GenBank genome assembly. NCBI's taxonomy places the organism in Eukaryota, Metazoa, Rotifera, Eurotatoria, Philodinida, Philodinidae.
AUGUUAAAACUUAAACCAAUCGAAAUUGAUAGCAAUCAUGUUGUUAUUAAUACAAAUACAAUAACAACAUCAGUAAUACCACAAUCAAAUCCAGUAAAACGAUCACGAAAAUCAGCACAUCCAUCAAAAACUAUUCAAACAUCAAUUGAUGCAUCUUUUUUAAAUCAAUUAACAAAAACGAGAUCAAAUAUUCAAAUUGAAGAAUCAACAGAUGAUGAAUUAUUAAAUUUAUCACAAAUUAAUAAUAUUGAUGAACAAGAAAAUAAUGAUGAUGAUGGUAAUAUAAGUGAUGAAGAAACUACUUCUAUUAGAUAUGAAAAUCUAACAUCAAAACGACCACGUUUAACUUAUGAUAAACGUUUAGAAGCAAAUGCACGUGAACGUGAACGUGUUCAUAAUUUAACAGCUGCAUUUGAAUCAUUACGUCAAGUUAUACCAAUGUAUGGUGAUCAACCAAAAUUAAGUCGUCUAUCAAUAUUACGUAUUGCUUGUUCAUAUGUUCUUGUACUUGGUUCAUUAAAUGAAAUUGAUUUUAGUCAAGAACAAAAUGCUUAUACAUUUAAUGAAUGUUUUCAUAUAUUAUCAAGUACAAUUUUAAAUGAACUUAAAAGAAAAAAAAUCAAAUAA